GAGUAGAGAGUGUGUGACAAACAAAUGGAUACUGGUAAUGGCACUUCAAGUCAAUAUGAAGGGAUAUUUGGGCAAUGGCUGUAAGCCUUAUGAAUGUUUUAAAAGUGGAUGGCAAUGUGGUGUUAUACAUUUCAGUACAAAUUAAUUAAUUGUGUAACAUUGCAGAAGAACCAAGUGCUGUGGUCUGAGAGGAAGACAGCAUAAGCGUCGUUAAAAGUAAGUGCUUGUAUCCUGGAUGUUAAUUUUGUUGGUUCAUACUUGGAUAUUAUAAGCCACAUCAUAGGAAAUAUAAUAUUAGUACUCACUCAGAAACAAUAUCUAAAUGAAUGGAUCUGAAGUUGAUGAAAAAUAUAUUCUCCUCUUAACAAUAUUAAAGGCUUGCCUCUGUACAGCCAUAUGAAUAUUAAUGCUAAAUAACAAUUGUAUGUGGCUAAUCUUUGGUAGCUUGUUUGCAGGAAUAUAAAACUACAUCUUAAAUCUAAACUGUAUCUGCUACUUUACUCUGCAGUUAUCAUUCAAAGAACUAGCUUGACAUUGAACUGUUGUUGCUUUCAGUUGUUUCAGAUUAGCACUGUUUUGAUAUAUUUACUUAGGCACGAUUGUCAGCUGUGAGUUUCCAUUUACAAUGUGCUAAAAUGAACUCUACUGCAAACUCAGAGCAGCAGGGUGUGCCUGUUAGUGCACCCUUCCCAUCUCAGCCCGCAGCUUACUCAAUCAACCUUCCGCCUGGUGCUGUCUACCCUUCACCUCCAUACGGUCAAGUCCCUAUGCCACCAGGGUAUAUUCCAUUUCAAAUGCCACUUCACAUGCCACCUCAGGUGCCCCCACAGUAUCCUCCCCAGAUGCCAAUGCCUAUUCUUGAAAGAGCACCAGGCUGCCCACCAGGGUUGGAGUAUCUCACCCAAAUUGACCAGCUUCUUGUUCAUCAGCAGAUGGAGCUGAUGGAAGUGAUGAUGGGAUGGGAAACCAAUAACAAGUAUUUGGUGAAGAACAGUCUGGGACAGCAGGUGUUUUUUGCUGUGGAGGAAAACGACUGCUUCAGCCUGCAGUGUUGUGGACCCAUGCGAUCAUUCGUCAUCAACAUCCAGGACAACAUGGGCCAGACCGUGAUGUCUUUGAUAAGACCACUCAAAUGCAGUGCCUGCUGCUGUCCCUGUUGCCUCCAAGAGGUAAUCCGACGUGCUUCCAUACGUUUGCAAUUGGACUGGCGUGACAUCGAACAGUGCUAG
Molecule: messenger RNA, 1229 nt
Organism: Clupea harengus (Atlantic herring)
Lineage: Eukaryota; Metazoa; Chordata; Actinopteri; Clupeiformes; Clupeidae
Product: phospholipid scramblase 2-like
Exons: 5
Coding region: 636-1229 (197 amino acids)
Biological process (GO): plasma membrane phospholipid scrambling
Cellular component (GO): plasma membrane
Molecular function (GO): phospholipid scramblase activity
Source: RefSeq, a predicted model, not a curated record